AUGCUGGAGCAGAUGAUUACGAUUACACAAUUGGCGCUUGAGAUCCAGGAGGAGCUGACAACCAUUUCAUCAUCCUUAAGGAAUGAGAUCGAUCUGAUAUCUGUCGGACUCGAGCACAACGACGAUAUCAUUUCAAGAUUGAAAGACGAACUCGAGAUGCUAUCUGAGCAGACUCUGCAGUACAUAGACAGCUCAGGAUGGAAAGACAUGGAAGAAAAUCAACCAGGCAUCCAGGCACAUCAGAGUGAAUGGUCGCAUCCGGAUGCAGCUGUGCAUCCGACAGAUAGCCAUGGAGCGCUGGGCGCGACCCUGUGGAGAGACAUCGUGAAUCUAGGACAUUUGAGCAAUGGCAUUCGACAGGCGUCUACAGAACGAGAGAGAAGGAUGCGGAUACUGGUCGAUCAUCUGCUAUCGGCUCUACACCGUGCAUACUCGGAGACUACUGCUGAGCAAGAGAGUGCAAAGUCUUGUCCGGUGCCAACACAAGGCAAUGGCGCGCCCGUGUAUGAAAGCAGUCUGAACAAGGAGAAUCGCACGGAGGAAGCACCUCGACCAUCUGCAGCGCGGAAGACCAACCCUGAGAGACUGGAGAAUGAGAGGUUCCGAAACAGAGCGAAGGUGUCGAUGGUUAAGAUCGGACUCCUCCAACUCUCGAACGAACUGAAGCAGUUUUCAGAGGAAGCUGAUUCGUUGCUCAACGCUGUGAAAGCUUCCUGGUCCGACCUUGCCUUUAAUACCGAAUUGCCACGAAAACUGCAGGGCUAUCUGAAUCAGAGAGGCGCAGUAGGAGACUGGCAUAGUGGAUCAAAAGACUGGGUGGUCCCGUAA
Molecule: messenger RNA, 828 nt
Organism: Guillardia theta CCMP2712
Lineage: Eukaryota; Cryptophyceae; Pyrenomonadales; Geminigeraceae
Exons: 4
Coding region: 1-828 (275 amino acids)
Source: RefSeq, a predicted model, not a curated record